Esox lucius (northern pike) is the source of this 1612-nucleotide messenger RNA. RefSeq names its product steroid-5-alpha-reductase, alpha polypeptide 1 (3-oxo-5 alpha-steroid delta 4-dehydrogenase alpha 1) (gene srd5a1). The record is from RefSeq and is a predicted model, not a curated record. Gene Ontology annotation, molecular function: 3-oxo-5-alpha-steroid 4-dehydrogenase activity. Gene Ontology annotation, cellular component: membrane. Gene Ontology annotation, biological process: steroid biosynthetic process. The transcript has 5 exons. Lineage: Eukaryota; Metazoa; Chordata; Actinopteri; Esociformes; Esocidae. The coding region runs from base 147 to 944 and encodes 265 amino acids.
UGCUAAAUUGUCACGUUUCUGAAGUGUCAGAGGCGGUGCCAGUGACAUACUGUACACGUUUGUUAUUGAUGGCAAUUACCUCUCGAAACGUUUUGUUACAGUACAUUGUUUUGAAUUAAGACCCAUUUGCAGCGUUUGUAAUCAAAAUGGACGUUAUUCUUUCGAAGCUUUUCGCUUCCGUAGGAGACGAGUUACAUGUUUUGGAUUGUAUGGCAUACCUCAUGAUUUUAAUGGCUGCUUGUACAUUCAUAACUUUACUCUUUGAAAACGUCCCUUAUGGCAGGUACGCAACAAGCAGAUAUGGAUUUCCCGUUAACGUCAAAUUCGCCUGGUUCGUUCAGGAAUUACCUGCAUUUCUGGUGCCACUAUGUCUUGUGUUGGGUACAUCUGCUUCGAAAACAACCCAUCUUCCCAAUCGAUUACUGCUGGCUAUCUACUUCUGUCACUAUACUCAAAGAUCUCUUAUCUAUCCAUUUUUAAUUCGUGGAGGGAAAUCUACACCAUUUGCAUCGUUUGCCCUGGCCUUUGUAUUCUGCGUCUAUAAUGGCUACAUGCAGGUCAGAUACCUGAGCCACUACGCGGACUACCCUGCGGAUUGGGUCACCAGCCCGUACUUCAUCACAGGCUCGUUGCUCUGGUUGGUGGGUUGGUUGGUGAACAUUCACUCAGACCACAUCCUGAGGAAUCUAAGGAAGUCAGGAGAGACUGGUUACAGGAUACCGCAAGGUGGUCUUUUUGAGUAUGUGUCUGGAGCUAACUUCUUUGGGGAGAUAACGGAGUGGGCAGGGUUUGCCCUGGCAGGUCAGUCUGUCCAGGGCGUGUCGUUCUUCAUCUUCACCCUCAGUGUCCUCGCCAGCAGGGCUUUUGCUCACCACAGGUGGUACCUUCAGAAAUUUGAAGACUACCCCAAGUCCAGGAAGGCGUUGGUACCAUUCAUAUUAUAAUGAAGCACUGUGAUGGGCUGAACAACAGCUCAACCCAAUGAACUGUGACCUUAUGUUAGACUCUAUUUAGGUUAGUUGUUGCUGCUUGUUUGUUUUUUUUCUUCAGGAGAACACUCAGAGCAUGAACACUAAAUGAGUACUGACAAUGCUAUUCACUAGGAAAAUAAGAGCUCUAAACUACAACCCCAUUGUAAUGAUUUUAUAUAAAGUACUCUCAUGAAGGCAAUGCCAAGAAAAAGCUAUUUAUUUUAUUUAACUUCCAUUUCGUCCAAUUGUGGCGGGAGAUAGUGUUAUUGACAUGGUUUUAGUUGCAACCUGAUCUCUCUGUUUCAUGUGGAUAUUUGACAUAUUGUACCAACAUAUGGUAACAGGUUUCUGGACUGAAAACACAUACCUCAACAGUUAACAGUAAAGGCAUUUCAUCCUGACUGUUUCGGCCAGUUUUACACCCAACCAUGUUAAACAAAGCUGUUUGGCGUCUAGAGUGCUAGCACCUUAAACUGAAUUUUCCGAAAGAGGGAAGGAUGAUAGUGGUGGCUGAUUGGAGUAGACCGCCACCACUCACUCUGUAGCUUGCUGGAUGGUAUCUUCUACAGCAGAGGUCUCAAACCGGUUCCACGGAGGGCCAUGUGUCUGCAGGUUUUUGGGUUUUCCUUUAAAUUGGUUCC